AUGGCGAUGGGGAAGUAUUCUCGGGUAGACGGGAAGAAAUCAUCGAGCUAUGGAUUAACCAUUACCAUUGUUCUCCUAGUUUCCCUCUGUUUACUUGGGACUUGGAUGUUCAUGUCUGAUUCUGUUGGCUACUCAUCAAGUGAUACCGCAAAAGAUUUGGAGUCUUCUGCUACUAAGAAUGGCUUGAGAGAUGAAGAAGAUCCCAAGGACAACCAAGUGAAGAACGAGUCUGAUGAGGGAAACAAGUUGGAUGAGAGCUCUGGCGAGAAAACUGAGGAAAGAAAGGAGAAUGAUGAUGCAAAUGAGGAGAAAGAGAAGAAGAUUGUGAAAGAAGCAGAAGCUGAAAGUGAUGAAGCAAAGGAGAAAGAGAAGACGCAACUGGAAGAGAGCACGGAAGAAAACAAACCAGAGGGAACAGAAGAGAAACCGGAAGAUAGUGUUAGUGAAACUGACGAGAGUAACAACAACAAGAACACGAACAAGGAAGUGUUUCCAGCUGUUGACCAAGCUGAGAUUACAAAAGAGACGAGCACAGGAGAUGGAGCUUGGUCAACGCAACUGGCUGAGUCGCAGAAGGAGAAGAAGUCACAAGACUCAAGCAGCUAUGGAUGGAAGACUUGCAAUGUGACUGCUGGACCAGACUACAUCCCUUGCCUUGACAAUUUGCAAGCUAUCAAAAAGCUUCAUAGCACAAUGCAUUACGAGCACCGCGAGCGUCAUUGUCCAGAGGAGUCUCCACGUUGCCUUGUGUCUCUCCCUGAUGGGUAUAAACGGUCCAUCAAGUGGCCAAGCAGCAGAGAAAAGAUCUGGUACAGCAAUGUUCCUCACACCAAGCUUGCAGAGAUUAAAGGACAUCAAAACUGGGUGAAAGUGAGUGGUGAACAUCUCACUUUCCCUGGUGGUGGUACUCAGUUUAAAAACGGUGCUCUUCACUACAUUGAUUUCAUCCAACAGUCAUAUCCUGCGAUUGCGUGGGGAAACAGAACACGUGUUAUACUGGAUGUCGGGUGUGGAGUUGCUAGCUUCGGUGGUUACCUGUUCGAAAGAGAUGUUCUUGCUUUGUCAUUUGCUCCCAAAGAUGAGCACGAGGCGCAGGUGCAGUUCGCGCUGGAACGUGGUGUUCCUGCAAUAUUGAAUGUUAUGGGAACCAAAAGAUUACCCUUUCCUGGUUCUGUUUUCGACCUUAUCCACUGUGCUCGCUGUAGAGUCCCUUGGCAUAUUGAAGGUGGUAAGCUUCUUUUGGAACUGAAUCGUGCCUUGAGGCCAGGUGGUUUCUUUGUCUGGUCAGCGACUCCAGUCUAUAGGAAGAACGAGGAAGAUUCUGGUAUAUGGAAAGCAAUGUCGGAGCUAACAAAGGCAAUGUGCUGGAAGCUGGUGACGAUAAAGAAAGACAAAUUGAAUGAGGUUGGUGCAGCUAUAUACCAAAAGCCAACUUCAAACAAAUGCUACAACAAAAGACCUCAAAAUGAUCCACCUCUCUGCAAAGACUCCGAUGAUCAAAACGCAGCCUGGAAUGUUCCACUUGAGGCAUGUAUGCAUAAAGUGACAGAAGAUGCAUCUAAGCGAGGAGCGGCGUGGCCAAACAUGUGGCCAGAGAGGCUUGAGACUGCGCCUGAGUGGUUGGAUUCACAGGAAGGUGUUUAUGGGAAACCUGCACCAGAGGAUUUCGCAGCGGACCAAGACAAGUGGAAGACUGUUGUGGCAGAGUCUUACCUUAACGGCUUGGGAAUAGAUUGGUCUAAUGUGAGGAAUGUGAUGGACAUGAGAGCAGUCUAUGGAGGGUUUGCUGCUGCACUCAAGGAUAUGAAGCUGUGGGUGAUGAAUGUGGUUCCUGUUGACGCGCCGGAUACACUUCCGGUCAUAUUUGAACGUGGUUUGUUCGGAAUCUAUCAUGACUGGUGUGAAUCAUUCAACACUUAUCCAAGAACUUACGACCUCCUCCAUGCAGAUCAUCUUUUCUCUACCUUGAGGAAGAGGUGCAGUUUGGAGUCGGUAAUGGCUGAGAUUGAUCGGAUACUUAGACCAGAGGGAAUUUUGAUCAUAAGGGAUGACACUGUAACGAUAGAGGAAGUUGAGAAAAUGGUGAGAUCCAUGAAAUGGAAAGUGAAGAAGACGCAGUCGAAAGACAAUGAAGAAGGCAUUGUUUCAGUGCAGAAGUCAUGGUGGCGUCCUACAGAAACUGAGACAAUCAAAUCGGCUAUAGCUUAA
Molecule: messenger RNA, 2208 nt
Organism: Microthlaspi erraticum
Lineage: Eukaryota; Viridiplantae; Streptophyta; Magnoliopsida; Brassicales; Brassicaceae
Source: the annotation of a GenBank genome assembly